GAUUCAUUGUGUAAAGUGUGAAUGUGCAGUCAGUUCUCACUCUCAGAGCCUCAACAUGCAAAAUGUGAAAGUAUGGUGUGAUUGGACGUGACGUCUCCAGCAGAUUCGUGUCUCUGUAUCACUCUGUGUUUCAGACUGACCACAAAUGACUCAGUGGUAACUUGGGUGUCAACCAGUGGAACAUUUUUACCUUCCGUUCAUCUUCCUGUAAUCCAACCUUGUCUGAACUCCGCCGUGUAUAUGUAUAUUCAUUUAUUUAUAUUUACUCAUAUAUAUCAGGUACGAGAGUGUGUGGAAGCAGUGCGUGAUGGUCUGAGGGAAAAAUUGUGGAAUUCCUUAAACGUAUUCGUGGCCUUGGCAUCCGAUCGCACACGUCGUGUAACACGCGCAGUCCGUGCGUGAAGACGUCGAAACCCUCGCCCGAGAAGUGUGAUUUUCUCACACCUUAAUCAGAGUCACACCCAGAAACACGUCUUGGUGAUGAGAUGUAGCGAUGUUCCGGCUCCAUCAUGUCAUCGUCAAAACCGAGAAGAGCGCUCACACACUCCCACACUCACACACUCACACACUCCCACACUCACACACUCACACACUCACACACCAUGACAGAAGCAAAAGAAACGUAAGGGCAUUACAACAGAAAAGAUUGCCAAGAUGUGGGAGGGGCAUACUCGGUCUGUCCUGUCAAUCACAGCGACACUAGCCAAUCGUGGGCGUCCGUGAGCUGGUGUAUGUAGAAGCGGGCGGACAGACAGCGCGUUCCUCAGAGGGUGUCACGCCGCACUGUGACGCAGCAUGAGCGGCGGUUUGAUAAAAAAAGACGUGUUGGGUGGCGUCAUGUGUCUCAAAGGAAGCAUGUGACGUGUUAGAUGUGUCGUCACGCGUCCCGGUCAUUAGCCGUCGUAUGAUAUGACAGAGCUGGCUGGUGGGCGGGAACUGGCCCAGGAUAAAUCUGGGUCGCAGCUUUGCUUUUCGGAGUUUUUUUGUGAUUGGCGCGGCCAAAAACGUUUGAUUUUGCUGCGGAUUUUUUUCCCGAAAUUUGCGGCGCGACUUGCGGAGUUUUUUGUGCUUUUUGGUGUGGAAAUCUACUCGAAAAACUCUCCUCACUGUGCGGUCUGUUACGGUGAUUCGGGGAAAUAAAUGUUCCAAAUGUUACAGUGCGUAAAGAUCAGGACGUUAAAUAUUAGCUCCCGGCGUGCGGUUUGCGACAUGCAGGUAAAUUCACAGCUUCUGCACGUCUUCCUCUUAAUUCAUCGACACAAAAGAAGAGAAACUUGCAACUCGGCCGUUUCCUCUUUUCACACAGUGUCCCUUCGACACAGACACGUUUCUGCGUACGAGCUCUAACGCUGCAAUGGUCCUGAUGUAAUGACGUGACUGUCGCUGCUCACGAUGUGUUUAUGUCACGCUUUCAAGUCCAACUGUUUAUAAAGCCGAACAGGAAGUAACUCGUUUCGCCGACGUCCAGAUAAAAAGACCAACGGCUGUGGGUCCAAACUCUGAGUUCCAGAGACGAGACCUGAGUCCCAGUGACGGAGACAUGAGACAUGGACAGUGAGGAAGAGAAGGCGCGUGAGACGUCUCCUGAGAGACGGGAGGAGAGUGAGGAGAUGGAGGAUGAGGCAGGAGACGUGACGAGACAGAAGGAGGACGAGGAAGGUGAGGAGGACGAGGAAGGUGAGGAGGACGAGGCAGGAGACGUGACGGGACAGAAUGAGGAUGAGGAAGGUGAGGAGGACAAGGAGAGGGAGGGCGAGGCAGGUGAGGAGGACGAGGCAGGAGACGUGACGGGACAGAAGGAGGACGAGGCAGGUGAGGAAGACGAGGAGAAAGAGGAUGAGGAAGGUGAGGAGGAUGAGGCAGGAGACAUGACGGGACAGAAGGAGGACGAGGAGAGAGGAGACGUGACGGGACAGAUGAAGGACACGGAGGAGUGGAACGGGUUUCUCUCGGGCGGGGUUACGGUGAGGAGCCGAGGGGACGAGGUGGUGGUGGACUGGAAGCCUGGUGACCCCGUGACCCCUCAGUACGUCCUCACGCUGGCGGGAUACACACAGGAUUAUCUGUGCUCUCCGGAGGAAAACGUCUACAACAUCAGCUUCUCCCGCUUCAGAAUCCGAGACCUGGAGCAAGGGUCCGUCAUCCUGGACCUGAAACGACACUGUCCAACAGAAAUUAAAGAUGUGUUGGAAACAGAAGCAGGACGUUUUAUUCAGUAUCAUUUCACACCUUCGUUUCUGAACCUAAAAGAAAUCGGAGCCACGCUGGAGUUUACGGUGGGCAGUAAAGCGGUGAACAGGUUCCGGCUCAUUGAGAGACACUAUUUCAGAGAGCUGCCUCUGAAGACCUUUGACUUUGAGAUCGGCUUCUGCAUCCCGUACAGCAGGAACACCUGCGAGCACAUCUACAGCCUCCCUGACCUCGACACACACACCAUUGAAGAGAUGAUUGCUCACCCGUUCGAGACUCGGUCUGACAGUUUCUACUUCGCUAACAAUAAGCUGAUUAUGCACCACAAAGCCGAGUACUCCUUCAGGGAGACACGCAGCGAGUGAUCAACCCCCCCUGCUGAAAAAAAAUCCUUCUCUUCUACCACUCUGUACUGGAAAUUAAACCGUUUCCCAUCAUGGUUUCCAAUAAGGAUGUAUUUAAUGUCUCUAAUGUCUUACAAGCCAGUGUUGUCUAGUAAAAUGCUAUUUAUCAGUGUUUUAAAGUCUCUUUGCAGGAAGUAUUAAAUACAGAAUCAUCCCAGAAGUCCAUUAGGUUUACUGAAGAAACAUUAAACUAGCAACUGUUAUUAUAUCCAUGAGACAUGUCUUCUAAUCAGACACAGAUCACCUGUUAAACAUUAUAAUACAGAGCCAUGUGGAGAACAUAAACAAACACUGACCGUUAAAUACCACUGUGAUGAGAUCAGCAACGAGAAGUGCUUAUGAGUGAGGGAAUGAUGUUUAAGUUUUGCAUCACGGAGCAGUCGGAAAAGAAAAAUAGACUUUUUACUUGUUUAGCAGAUGACUGAUGGAGACAGAUAUAACCGAGUUAAACCAUAUGAACUAUAUUACAUGUUACAUGUUACAUGUUAUGUUACAGCAUUUUGGCAAGUUCUCUGUGUGUGCAUUAUAUACAAUAAAUAAUCAGAAUUAC
Molecule: messenger RNA, 3144 nt
Organism: Ictalurus furcatus (blue catfish)
Lineage: Eukaryota; Metazoa; Chordata; Actinopteri; Siluriformes; Ictaluridae
Gene: unc119c
Product: unc-119 lipid binding chaperone B homolog 2
Exons: 6
Coding region: 1548-2555 (335 amino acids)
Biological process (GO): mitotic cytokinesis; positive regulation of protein tyrosine kinase activity; negative regulation of caveolin-mediated endocytosis
Cellular component (GO): intercellular bridge; centrosome; spindle pole
Molecular function (GO): lipid binding
Source: RefSeq, a predicted model, not a curated record